This is a messenger RNA of Aspergillus nidulans FGSC A4, 757 nucleotides long. Its product is annotated as protein binA. The record is from RefSeq and is a predicted model, not a curated record. The transcript has a single exon. NCBI's taxonomy places the organism in Eukaryota, Fungi, Ascomycota, Eurotiomycetes, Eurotiales, Aspergillaceae. The coding region runs from base 139 to 573 and encodes 144 amino acids.
ACCUCACCGAAUCCAGGCCAACUCUCUGCGGGCUCCCUUCCCCCAAUAACCCGGUAUAUUACGGGUCACGACGCUUCCGGAAAAGCCAUCGUCCAGUCUUCCAACCCUGCCGAAUGGUCUUCCUUUGAGCACAACACCAUGGCAUUCACUGUAGCCUACACGACCUCGUCCUUCCCGGUGGACCUAGUCGACGACACCGAUAUCAAGGCACACGAGCGCAUCAUGACUUCCGAUAAACUGGGGCUAGUGAAUCCCGGCGGAACAGUCUGCAGAGUCGUGGACUUUGCGCCAAAGUCCCCGCCGCUUAUGCAUCGGACGCAGAGCUUGGAUUACGGUAUUGUCCUGGAGGGAGAGAUUGAGAUGCACUUGGAUUCUGGGGAGAAGAGGUUGCUCAAGAAAGGGGAUAUUGCAGUGCAGAGAGGGACAAUGCAUGCUUGGUAUAAUCCGAGUGAGACGCAGUGGACGAGGAUGGUUUUUGUUUUGCAGGAGUGUAAGCCGCUUGUUGUUGCGGGGCAGGAGCUCGGUGAGGAUUUGACCCAGGCGAAGACAGAUGAUAUUAAGCCGAGUCGUUAGUUCUGCUCGUCUGCUAGUGCGCACGGUCGACUAUUAGCAGACUUAACAUGACGUACGAUUUGGACUAUGAUAGUGGGAAUGCUCCAGCAAAAAGCAUGAAUGUGUUUACUGAGAUAGUACGUUGGUGCGUUCUAUUUGAGAUAUAUACAUUAUCCAGCUAUGCAAUCUUGAUGACAAUCUUCCC